This is a messenger RNA of Salmo salar (Atlantic salmon), 2037 nucleotides long. It is a transcript of the gene ttc38, whose product is annotated as tetratricopeptide repeat domain 38. The record is from RefSeq and is a predicted model, not a curated record. Lineage: Eukaryota; Metazoa; Chordata; Actinopteri; Salmoniformes; Salmonidae. Gene Ontology annotation, molecular function: protein binding.
UAAUUUUCACUUUCGCUGUACUCCAAUUGGGAUAUAGGCGCGACAAGGAAGAAACCUGGCGUCUAUUCUCUACACACUGACAGAUUUUGAUCUAAGCUACUUGCUGGUUGAAAUAACCACUCCGGUAUUUCUGUGUGUCUCCUCAGUACAAAGGGCGGGUGUGUACAGAGUCGAAACGGAAAAGUUUUUAGACGCGCAAAGAAAAAGAAGACCGCUGCAGUUAGCAGAAAUGAUUGCAUCUAGUUUCAGGGAUUGUCAGGCUUGGAGGGCAGAGGGUCUACCAUUGUCCACAUCCAGCAAUGAGGCCUGCAAAAUGUACGAUGCUAUACUCACACAGUAUGUAACCUGGCGCAAUGAUGAGACCCUUGGAGGAGUCGAGGGAUGCAUCUCUGCACUCAAGUCAGCUGACCCUGACUUUGUGAUGGGUCAUGUGAUCAGCACGGGGCUGGAGCUGGUGGGGACAGGGAGUUCGGUUCUUCUGAACGAGCGCCUGGCCAGCGCGGUGAAGAGGACCGUAGAGCUCGGCCAGAUCCAGCAGGACAUUACCACCAGGGAGAGGCUGCACGUCAGGGCCAUGGAACACUUCUCCAAGGGGAGUUUCCCUAAGGCGUGUGAUGUUUGGGAGGAGAUCCUAGUGGAACACCCUACUGACCUGCUCGCCCUGAAGUUUGCCCAUGACGGCUUCUUCUACCUGGGGGCCCAGACCCAGAUGAGAGACUCUGUGGCCCGGGUGCUGCCUCACUGGAAGCCCCACAUGCCUCUCUAUAGCUACCUAAAAGGCUUAUAUUCCUUUGGACUUCUGGAGACUCAUUUUUAUGACCAGGCUGAGAAAAUAGCUAAAGAGGGCCUGGCUCUAACCCCGGAGGAUGCCUGGUGUGUCCACUCUGUAGCUCACGUCCACGAGAUGAAGGCUGAGGUGGAAAAGGGCCUCAAGUUCAUGGAGAGCACAGAGAAAGACUGGGUGGGAUGUGACAUGCUAGCCUGUCAUAACUACUGGCAUUGGGCCCUAUACUUCAUCGAAAAGGGACAGUAUGAUGCAGCUCUGAACAUAUUUGACAGCCAGGUGUCUCGGCGUGGUAGGGCUUCAGGGGCCAUGCUGGACACUGUGGACGCCUGCUCUCUACUCUACAGACUGGAGAUGGAGGGUGUGUGCGUGAAGGACCGCUGGCGGGAGCUGCAACAACUCACAGAGCCCCACACUGACGACCAUGUGCUGGUGUUCAACGACCUCCACUUCCUCAUGUCGUCGCUGGGAGCCAAGGAGUCCGGGGGAGCGGCCCAGUCCCAGCGCCUGCUGGAGGGCCUCCGGGAGCGGGCAAAUGUUCCAGAGGAGAACCACCAGCACCAGCUGGCUGGCAGCGUGGGGCUGCCCAUGUGUCAGGCCCUGCUGGAGUACGACCAGGGCAACUACAGCCGCGCCGUGGAGCUCCUGCAGCCCAUACGCUACCGCAUGAUGGAGAUAGGAGGCAGUGACGCGCAGAGAGAUGUCUUUAAUCUGCUGCUGAUUCACGCAGCAAUGAAGUCAGGAGUGACCCAUCACCAGAAAUUAGCCAGAUGUCUGUUGGUGGAGCGUGAGGCAGCUAAGCCCAACUCUCCCCUCACUGACCGGCUGAUCCAGAGAGCCCAUGUCCUGCAUGCCUAGCCUGGGCACAGAGGGCCUAAAGCUGGAUGACACUGAGUCUGGACCAGGGGCUACUGCAGAGGUACCCUUCCCAAAUUGACUGGAUGUUUGGUGGAAGAAUAUGGCCUUUAUUCUUCAGGUACAUGGACCUAAUAGAAACGAUCACCUGGAUCCUCAACACGGUCUAUUAUCAAUGAUCAAUAUCCAAUGAUGUUUUGUAUACCUUCAACAUUUAUGAAAAUGUUAUGUUCAAUUGAAUGUUCUGUAACACAACAUUUACAGUAUGUUAUAUAGCAAAUUAUAUUAGCAAACACACUUUGAAAUAUAAAUAAUACGUCAUUUUCAGAAAAGAAUAUCCUCAUGUCAAUAUAAAUCAUAUUUAAAAUCAUGUAAUAAAUAAACACUUUCAAUGUCAA